Tricharina praecox is the source of this 343-nucleotide messenger RNA. RefSeq lists its product as uncharacterized. NCBI's taxonomy places the organism in Eukaryota, Fungi, Ascomycota, Pezizomycetes, Pezizales, Pyronemataceae. The record is from RefSeq and is a predicted model, not a curated record. The transcript has a single exon. Bases 61 to 330 code for a protein of 89 amino acids.
CUGGGUUGGGAUGGGUUGGCAUGAGAUGAGAUGAGAUGAGAUAAGCUGCGGGUGCGGGUGAUGUGUACGGCGUUCCACUUUCUAUCUUUUUUUUUUCUUAUUUCUUUUCUUUCUUCUUUUUUUCUUUUUCUAUCUUUGAUUGAUGUUCUCCACGGACAACUGGUAUACCUGUCUGGCUGUAAAUAUCAAAAUGGGCGAUCUGAUGCGGGUUACGGUUACGGUAAAUGCGAAUUGGGAAUUGGGAAUUGGGAGUUUCGAGAUGGAUUAUGCGUGACGACGUCUAUAUACACAUGCCGCUGCCAUCUGGCAGUUGGAACUUGGGGUAUGUAGGAUGUGGGUAGGA